Peromyscus leucopus (white-footed mouse) is the source of this 1680-nucleotide messenger RNA. It is a transcript of the gene Tubb4a, whose product is annotated as tubulin beta 4A class IVa. Gene Ontology annotation, cellular component: microtubule; cytoplasm. Gene Ontology annotation, molecular function: GTP binding; structural constituent of cytoskeleton; GTPase activity. NCBI's taxonomy places the organism in Eukaryota, Metazoa, Chordata, Mammalia, Rodentia, Cricetidae. The record is from RefSeq and is a predicted model, not a curated record. Gene Ontology annotation, biological process: microtubule cytoskeleton organization; mitotic cell cycle.
AGCUUGCGGGUGACCCGGGCGGUGACGCGGUUACGGCUCCGCUGAUAUAGAGGCGCCCGGGGGCGCAGAGACAGCUCCGCAGCCGCCACCUCACCCAGUCUCCAGAGCCAGAGCCACAGCGGCCCGUCGUCGACACCAGUCCAUCAGCUGCUACCAGCAGCAGCACCACCGCCAUGCGAGAGAUCGUGCACCUGCAAGCCGGGCAGUGCGGCAACCAGAUCGGGGCCAAGUUCUGGGAAGUUAUCAGUGACGAACACGGCAUCGACCCCACCGGGACCUAUCAUGGGGAUAGUGACCUCCAGCUGGAAAGAAUCAAUGUCUACUACAAUGAGGCCACAGGUGGAAAUUAUGUUCCCAGAGCCGUGCUGGUUGACCUGGAACCCGGCACCAUGGACUCCGUCCGCUCUGGGCCUUUCGGCCAGAUCUUCCGGCCAGACAACUUUGUGUUUGGUCAAUCCGGAGCCGGCAACAACUGGGCCAAGGGUCACUACACGGAGGGCGCGGAGUUGGUGGAUGCGGUCCUGGACGUAGUGCGCAAAGAGGCGGAAAGCUGUGACUGCCUCCAGGGCUUCCAGCUGACGCACUCGCUGGGUGGUGGCACCGGCUCGGGCAUGGGGACCCUGCUCAUCAGCAAGAUCCGGGAGGAGUUCCCAGACAGGAUCAUGAACACGUUCAGCGUGGUGCCAUCGCCCAAGGUGUCGGACACGGUGGUGGAGCCCUACAACGCCACUCUGUCUGUGCACCAGCUGGUGGAGAACACCGACGAGACCUACUGCAUCGACAACGAAGCCCUGUACGACAUCUGCUUCCGCACGCUCAAGCUCACCACCCCCACCUACGGGGACCUCAACCACCUGGUGUCGGCCACCAUGAGUGGGGUGACCACCUGCCUGCGCUUCCCGGGCCAGCUCAAUGCGGAUCUUCGCAAGCUGGCGGUGAACAUGGUACCCUUCCCUCGUCUCCACUUCUUCAUGCCCGGAUUCGCACCCUUGACCAGCCGGGGCAGCCAGCAGUACCGGGCCCUCACCGUUCCUGAGCUGACUCAGCAGAUGUUCGAUGCUAAGAACAUGAUGGCCGCGUGUGACCCGAGACACGGCCGCUACCUGACCGUGGCCGCUGUCUUCCGGGGACGGAUGUCCAUGAAGGAGGUGGACGAGCAGAUGCUGAGUGUGCAGAGCAAAAACAGCAGCUACUUCGUGGAGUGGAUCCCCAACAACGUCAAGACGGCCGUGUGUGACAUCCCGCCCCGCGGCCUGAAGAUGGCAGCCACCUUCAUCGGCAACAGCACCGCCAUCCAGGAGCUGUUCAAGCGCAUCUCGGAGCAGUUCACCGCCAUGUUCCGCCGCAAGGCCUUUCUGCACUGGUACGGCGAAGGCAUGGACGAGAUGGAGUUCACCGAGGCCGAGAGCAACAUGAACGACCUGGUGUCCGAGUACCAGCAGUACCAGGACGCCACGGCUGAGGAGGGCGAGUUCGAGGAGGAGGCCGAAGAGGAGGUGGCCUAGGCCUCCUGCCCAUCACCCUGACCCUGGGGCACACCAGCAAAGCUUUGACCCUGAACACUCCACAUCUGCCUGCAGCUGCCUCCCCACCUUGGACCCCGAGAGCAUCAUCACCGGCCCUGCUAGCACUGUCCAAGCCCAGAGCCCAGGUUGCUUCUACUUAACUUCACCUUUAAUC